UCCUUUUCAUACCUUUCUGAAUCAGCUCGAGAGUCCACAGUAUCUGGCUUUUUCCUCUUUUUUGUCAUCGUAACUUGACAUUCUCCAUCUCCUGACCAGUCAUAACCAGACUAGUACAGACUGGUUUUGAUAUCAUGCAACCCCUGGUUUUUCUGCAACAAACAGAGUGAAAAGCGGAACAUUUACCGACCACAAGUUCCCUCUUCUGAACAGACAAAUAACCCUCUAAAAACAUGUUGAAGGCAGUCCCGCCCCGCAUGUGUAUAUAUUCCACUCCCAUCCGACGCUGCUGUGGGAAAAGGGCAGCCUGCCAGACAGAACCAGUGCGGCCUGUACUGGCUGGCAUUCCCUCACUGGGAGCUCCAAAACAUAGCAGCCACUCCAAUAACACCAUGAAUACAGAUUUAAACCCUGCUUUCCCGGCGCUUGUUUCCGUGUUGAUGCUGCUGCAGUGCCAAGCCUUCAUCUUCAGAGAAAUCACAGUGAAUGACCCCGUGACCUUCCCGUGUACCUGCUCUGGAAAUUGUCCGGUGGUCCAGUGGACCCGCUUCAUUCCCAGCGAAGCCGUCAUUGCUGAAAGCCGGAUGUGUCACGGUAAACAGUACUGUGAGAGAUUUUCAGUAUCAGGAAAUGCCAGCAGAGGAAAUUUCUCCCUGACGAUCAGUUCAGUAGCCUACAAUGAUGCCGGCUCCUACAGGUGCAGCUGUAAUAGAAACCCAGUUGCUGAAGUAAAGCUGAAAGUUGUCGUUCCGACAGUUAUAAAGGCUUUCGAGAGGGAGAAUGUCACCCUCCCGUGCUACGGAAACACUCGGCACAAUGUUCAAGAUGUCACAUGGAAGAAAGAUGGACAAAAGGUUCUGCUGUACACCCCGGCAAACAGAUCAGUGACGACUGCUGAAGCAUCAGAAAGCAGACUGAUGAUGUCAAGAAAGGGUUUUCUAGAUGGUUGUCUCUCUCUUCACAUCAGUUCAGUUCAUCUGUCUGAUGCAGGAUUAUAUCAGUGUCUCCUCCAUGAUGAGUCUCAGGACGGAGACCCAGAAGCUGUUUUACUGAAGGUAGAAGGGCAACAACAAUUAUCAACCACCAACAGCAAUGAAGUUUCAGUCCUGCGUGUGUUUCUAGGAUUCAUCAUCUUUGUCAGCAUCAUUGGAUUAAUCGUUUACGUUGUGAGAAGAUGCUUCAGGAAAUCCAGAUCAGGAGUUUAACACACAGGACAGCAUUAAAACCAAAGCUCUUAUCCACAGUGGUGCUUGAAAGUUUGUGAACCCUUUAGAAUUUUCUACAUUUCUGCAU
Neoarius graeffei (lesser salmon catfish) is the source of this 1293-nucleotide messenger RNA. RefSeq lists its product as uncharacterized. Lineage: Eukaryota; Metazoa; Chordata; Actinopteri; Siluriformes; Ariidae. Gene Ontology annotation, cellular component: membrane raft; external side of plasma membrane. Gene Ontology annotation, biological process: T cell activation; positive regulation of ERK1 and ERK2 cascade; interleukin-15-mediated signaling pathway. Bases 234 to 1205 code for a protein of 323 amino acids. The transcript is spliced from 5 exons. The record is from RefSeq and is a predicted model, not a curated record. Gene Ontology annotation, molecular function: protein tyrosine kinase binding; MHC class II protein binding.